UGAACUAAAUCGCUGCGACCGGAGACAGAGGUAUGCGUUCGAUACGGUAAUUUAUUUUUAUCAUCGCUUGAUGCUUGCGACUCCUGUUACGGAGUACUCCCGUGACUGUCGAUGGGAGAACCAAGACAAGCAACGAGAUAGGAAGAAGGGGACCCUGGUACCUGCGCCGUGAAAUCUGAAACAGUGGCCACACUGACGAGUCAUGUAUGUACGAGUAUUUGAGCGGGGGGACCGAUGAGAGACCUCAGCCAGGUCUACGAUCCCUGGCAGCCUUGAGUCGGCGGCGAACUAACUGCGUGGCGGUCAAAGGAAAGGUCAAGGUGCGCAAUGCCACUGUGAUGCUCAUGGCUGGGUGCUUGAACGGGUUAAUGAUAGUCCUUUGGAGGAAGGCAGAGGAGGUACCACCACUCACACACAAGACAAGACAAGAUAAAGUGACAAGUUGGUUUCGAUUGGCUGUUGGACUAAGGGCUGUCAUUGUCCGCCAAUUGACCCAUGACGUGGACAAGUCAAGUCCCGUGGUCGAACUAAACCCGAUUGUUGCAAAUCAUAACAAUAACGACGUAGAUGAAUCAUGUGCUAUUUGCCUGAUCAAGGCGACAGAAUUCUGCGGAGUAGUGAUACACCAGCAAACACUCUGCCAAGUUCCGCUCCCAAUUGAUCAGGUCCAAUGCAGUCAAGAGACCGACUAUUGAGUUGAAAUGAGAGGAUUGGAGGCUUGCAGAUGAUGGCAAUCAACAGUAACCGAAAGUUCUUUAUUGGCAACCGGCCCUAUCGCCGACCGACCGAACCCAAAAAGUGGAUUCUAGGUGCAAUGGAUCA
Messenger RNA from Aspergillus fijiensis CBS 313.89, 822 nucleotides. RefSeq lists its product as uncharacterized. The record is from RefSeq and is a predicted model, not a curated record. The transcript is spliced from 2 exons. The coding region runs from base 207 to 695 and encodes 162 amino acids. NCBI's taxonomy places the organism in Eukaryota, Fungi, Ascomycota, Eurotiomycetes, Eurotiales, Aspergillaceae.